Molecule: messenger RNA, 1386 nt
Organism: Ceraceosorus guamensis
Lineage: Eukaryota; Fungi; Basidiomycota; Exobasidiomycetes; Ceraceosorales; Ceraceosoraceae
Exons: 5
Coding region: 1-936 (311 amino acids)
Source: RefSeq, a predicted model, not a curated record
AUGAAGUACGGAGAGCAUCAAGCGAGUGUGAUGGUGGAUGGGAAGGCGCUUGAAGAGUUCAAUGUGGAGCAUACCUACGACAAGAACACAAAUACGCACACGUGCACUGCGGAGAUCGCUUACACUCACAACGCGAACUUUAUCACACAUCAUACCUAUUCUAAGGAAAGCAAGGAUCAGACUGUCACAUACUUCUUUCACAUUUGCACCCAGGACGCAGGUCAGAGGGAGGGCUAUAUUAAGGGGUUUCGUACCGCCAGUCAUGGUUACAAGCCGUUCAGGUGGUCUCGCCUGGCACACCGAGCGGAUUUUGAGGACGAAACCUCGACAUCGUCACUUCCUCUUCAAGCAGGGACCAUCAAGCUCCAUAUCGAGCCGCGAAAGAAUCUCAGCGAGCGACCGGCGAUAAUACCCGCUUCCGACGGCCCACUGGAUGCGACUGGCCUGCAACCUUCCAAGGGCAUGAUCAAACCGGCGCUGGUCGGAGCCGAUGCAGAAGUCGCGCAGAAAACUCCGUUACGCUCCUUCGCGAGCGACUACGACCCAUCUCGCCCUGUUGUUGUCAUGAUCUGGAAAUACAUGUUGCGUGAUCUUAUCGUCGAUCGAUCACAAGGUAGUCGAUCCGCAACAUUGGGCGCUCCCUCGAGCUCGUCCGCCUCCAAUCACUCGGCAGCAAGCAAUGCUCAGUCUCCGGUCAAGCGCAAACGCGAGCUGGAUGAGGAAGCUGAACAGCUUCAAAGCCGCUGGGCAGCCAUCAAGCAAGAGCGUUUGCAGCUGCGCGAGACUACUGCUAAUGUGAAGCCAGAGGCCGAACACCGCGUGCGAUCCAGAGCAGGUAGCAACGCCAGCGUGCAGAGCGUUCCGCCACCAGUCAGAGAGCGCACUGGCCAAAGCAUCUCCAUCGAUCUUACCGAGCUUGAUGACGAUGACGAGUGAGAGCACCCGAAGCAUUCAGAGGUCUACUCGGCUUACAGUCAAUCAGUGAGCUCUUCUUACGACGCUAGCAGAAGCAGCUUUCAUGCUAACGGCUGCAUUCUCGUCCUGCCAUCAGACCACUUGCAUUUUGAAGUUCGACACGACUCAAGCCUUUGCGUCAUGGUCUGAAGCAAAUUUCGCCGUCGUCAUCAAGAAUCACCUCCCAGCAAUUCCUGUAAUGUCAUCAAACAUCGCCCAGUCAUCUGUCAUCAAUCACCAACUCAAGACCCCAUUUCGGCCCAGCCACAAUUCACAUUUUCGCUUCCCAUCAUCAGUCACCUUUUGUCAACCAGAGUCGUGCCAGUGCGCCGGCAACUUGAUUCGCUUUCGAGUCCAGAUUCUCAUUUUCGUAACGUGAUCUGCCGGGUACAGCUCGUGACACUUAGAAGGGGACAUUCGGGACGCCGAGAG